This is a messenger RNA of Penicillium odoratum, 1632 nucleotides long. RefSeq lists its product as uncharacterized. The record is from RefSeq and is a predicted model, not a curated record. The transcript is spliced from 2 exons. Gene Ontology annotation, biological process: transmembrane transport. Gene Ontology annotation, molecular function: transmembrane transporter activity. NCBI's taxonomy places the organism in Eukaryota, Fungi, Ascomycota, Eurotiomycetes, Eurotiales, Aspergillaceae. Bases 1 to 1632 code for a protein of 543 amino acids. Gene Ontology annotation, cellular component: membrane.
AUGACUCUCAAAGCUACUGCCACAGAGGCAGCCAAGAACAGCCAAGAAAUCCAAGCAAACGAAGAUGAUCGCGAACUAUUGCAACUCGGUUAUCGCGCCGUUCUGGCGCGAGGAUGGGGUUCUUAUGACAACUUCGCUUGCUCUUUCUCUGCACUUUAUCCUAUUGGUGGAAUUCGUUUGCUGUACUACAUUGCUAUUAGCGGAGGUGGUCCUGCUGCGAUGUGGAGCUCCUGGGUUUCAGGUAGCAUUCUCUCGAUCAUCACUGCCGCCUGCCUAGCUGAAGCGUGCUCAAGCUACCCCGCCGCGGGGUCAAUUUACUACUGGGCAUUCCGAUCCUGGGGUGGUGGACGUGUCGGACGGUUCAUAAGCUUUAUGGUUGCAGCAUGGACGCUGGUUGCAUGGACAGCAUUCUUGGCAAGUGAUUGCUUUGGUGUCGCCAAUUAUCUCGUCUCAGAGGUGGUUGUGUUCAACCCAGACACGAGCUUCCCUUAUGACACCUCGGAUGUCCGUGCACGAGCCGUCGCCUGGAUCAUCUCCUUGUUCUUCCUAGGAGUUGCCACCAGCUUGAACUUCCUCCCGUCGCGCAUGUACUCGUGGGUAUUCCGUACGGGUGUUAUCGUAAUCGUCUUUGAUAUGCUGCUCAACUUCAUCUGGCUUCCGAUUGGUGUGUCGCAAACGUAUGGGUUCCAAUCCGCCGAGUUUGUUUUUACUUCUACCUAUAAUGGUGGAGAUACCACUCCGAGUCUCAAUUGGGUUCUUUCAUGGUUUAUGGUUGCUAGCUGUCUGGUGGGCGAGGACGCUUCAGGCCAUGUUGCAGAGGAGACAGUCUCGGCUAAGAAGGCCGCCGCCAAGGGUGUGUUUUGGGCAACUGUUGCUUCGGCACUUUGUGGUUUCCCGAUCAUCAUCUUAUUCCUCUUCUGCAUGCCAUCCAUUGAGACAUUUUACAACACUAGCGCUCCCCAGCCAUUCACCAACAUGUACGCAUUGGCCCUCGGCCCACGGGCUCAUGUUGUCAUGACUAUUAUCUCAAUGAUCGGCGGUAUUCUGAAUACAUCCAUCUCGCUUGUUGCUGCGUCUCGACUGGUCUUCGCCGUGGCCCGCGAUGGGAUCUUUCCCUAUAGCCACGUGCUGGCUCGCGUCUCGAAGUCAAAGCAGCCCCACAACGCAGUAAUUUUUAUCUCGACAAUUGCUGCACUUCUGCUGUGCACGCAGCUGGCUUCUCAAGUGGCUUUCUCUAGCUUGAUCUCAACUUCUGCUGCUGGCUCAAUCGCAGCUUAUGGCCUUGUCGGCAUUGGUCGCACUUUCAUCACUCGAAAGUCCUUCCGCCCAGGAUUCUGGGACAUGGGUAGAUUCGGUGUGGUGGCAGCUGUCGUCACGUUUGUUUGGAAUGGUUUUGCGUUCGCUGUUCUCUGUGCACCGGAGUAUUCCGACGCUCAGAUCGACAAGGACUCAAGUCUCUUUAACUACGCAAUUGUUAUUAUGGGCGGUGUUACCAUCCUCGCACUCGGAGAGUGGUGGCGCAAAUCAAAGAAUGAAUGGUUCCAGCACCUUGAAGUCGACUCAGGGUCAGAGGUUGAUAACUCCGUUCAGAAUGAGAAGGAGGCUACUUUGGCCAACCCCCCGGCAAUUUGA